GAAGACAAUUACAUCGAAGUGCAGGCCAGAUAGACGACAGAAGACAAUCAACACGAUGACGAUGAUGAAGAACCCCGUCAUUCUGGUGACCUGUGUCGUGCUUUUCUCAUCUCUUGCCGUCCUGGCAUCUCAAGGCGCCUUUGGUCCAGAUGAGUGCUGCUUUAGUUUCAUCUCCACAAAGCUGCCUAAAGACAAGGUGGUGAGCUUCAAAUACACGGCCAAGCAGUGUGCGGUUCCGGGAGUCCUCUUUACGAUGAUGAAUGGCAGGGAACUCUGUGCCGACCCGUCGGUGCAGUGGGUCAAGAAUCUCAUCAAGACCAAAGAGAGGCUGCUCGCUAACUGAGCUGAGCCGAAGUGGCGGUGCAGGGGGGAUUUAUCUUCAUGGCUUUCUCUAUUUUUAUCAAAAAGAUUUUAGCUUAAAAAUAUAUGCAAAAUACAUUGUAACUCCUCAAAUGACUGCCUUUUUAUUAUCCCUUCUUUUGGCUCUUAAAAUGUGUUUUCAAGAUAUGUACUGAAAGCUAUUUUCAAUCCUGUGUGAAAACUGGGUUCUUUUCAUAUUAUUAAA
Messenger RNA from Centropristis striata (black sea bass), 565 nucleotides. Its product is annotated as C-C motif chemokine 4-like. Gene Ontology annotation, cellular component: extracellular region. The coding region runs from base 56 to 343 and encodes 95 amino acids. Gene Ontology annotation, biological process: lymphocyte chemotaxis; immune response; G protein-coupled receptor signaling pathway. The record is from RefSeq and is a predicted model, not a curated record. The transcript has 3 exons. NCBI's taxonomy places the organism in Eukaryota, Metazoa, Chordata, Actinopteri, Perciformes, Serranidae. Gene Ontology annotation, molecular function: CCR chemokine receptor binding; chemokine activity.